Molecule: messenger RNA, 2791 nt
Organism: Cynoglossus semilaevis (tongue sole)
Lineage: Eukaryota; Metazoa; Chordata; Actinopteri; Pleuronectiformes; Cynoglossidae
Product: complement factor B-like
Exons: 18
Coding region: 98-2389 (763 amino acids)
Biological process (GO): proteolysis; complement activation; response to bacterium
Cellular component (GO): extracellular region; extracellular exosome
Molecular function (GO): serine-type endopeptidase activity
Source: RefSeq, a predicted model, not a curated record
UAUUUGCCACGAGGUUAAUAAAUACCCUGACACUCUUUAUUUGUCCAGUCCCUGUCUCUCUCAUCACUCUCCUUUAGCCCCACUUUUGCUGCUCAACAUGGGAUUUUCUGUCCACUGGAGUUGGUUUGCUGUGCUUUCUUGUCUUCUCAGUUUGGGACGUGAGGUUGAGUGUCUAUGCACAACAACGGGUGUCGAAAUAGAAGGAGGCUCCUAUUCACUGAGCAAUAAUCUGAGUGUAAACAGUAUAUUGGUCUACAAAUGUCCUGAGGACCAUUACCCCUACCCUGAGCAAGUGCGAUAUUGUCGCGCUGACAGCAAAUGGAUAAAACCACCGAGAAAGUACCCACGCCAAACAUGCAAGCUGGUUGAAUGUCCAGAUCCUAAUGUGCUGCAAAAUGGUGACGUCUCGCCUCCUCAGGAGCGUUACUAUGUGCACAAUCAAACCACGUACGAGUGCUACUCUGGACAUAAGCUACGAGGCUCCAGCAGGCGGGUUUGUCUACCUAACGGAAAAUGGAGCGGCUCCACUCCCAUCUGCAGUCGUGAUGCAGGAAAUACUUGUGCUGAUCCUGGAAUCCCAGCCGGUGCCUCAAGAUCUGGGAAUAUGUUUGGAUUCGCUGACAAAGUACGAUACAGCUGCGGUGGCAAACUUUUUCUGGUGGGGUCAAAAGAAAGUCAGGAGAACGGCGAGUGGACGGGCAUCGAGCCCGCAUGUUACUACAAAUAUACCUAUGACACUCCACUGGAGGUCGCAAAAGCAUUUGGUGGCUCAAUCAGAGAAACCUUCACCACUUUACAGUCCGCCAAUGACACACAGCAGGAGAGGAAAAUCCGAAUUACAAAAAAUGGAACACUCAACAUCUACAUUGCUAUGGACAUUUCUGAAAGCAUAGACGAGACACAACUCCAACCUGCAAGAGCUGCUGUCAUGAAACUGCUUGAGAAGAUUGCAUCCUUCAGUGUGACACCCAACUACGAAAUCAUCUUUUUCUCAUCUGAGAUAUAUACUAUUGUCAGUAUUCUCGACUUCCUGAAUGGUAACGUGAAGCUGAACGAAGUCAAGACAAAAAUGGAAGCCUUUGAAGUUGGUGGUGAGUCACACGGACUGGGCCUGAAUACUGUCUUCACGACGUUUCACGAGAAAAUGUUAAUUAUAAAGAAAAGAACUGAGGAAAACUUUCAGCAACAUCGUCACGUCAUCAUCCUUUUUUCAGAUGGUAUAUAUAACAUGGGAGGUUCACCUGAACCCACUGUAAAAAGCAUAAAGAGAACUGUGUAUAUGAAUCCUGACAUUGUAGAGGGAGAGAAGGCCAGAGGAGAUUAUCUUGACAUCUAUGUCUUCGCCAUCGGAGCAGAGAUCUACGACGACGACCUGCUGCGUCUCACCACAGGCAAUGGUGGACCUCAUUACUUUAGAUUAAAUGACGUGGAUAAAAAACUCAAUCAAACCUUUGAUGAAAUGAUUGAUGAAAGUGAGGUGGUAGAUCUGUGUGGUCGUCACACACACUAUGACCUGGAUGGCACUAAAGAGAGCAAAAGAAAAAUGUAUCCGUGGUGGGCGUAUAUCGUGGUGCAGAGGGAAAAGAAAAAGGAAUGCCUGGGAUCUCUUGUGACCAAAAAGUUUGUUCUGACAGCUGCACACUGCUUCACAUUCGACGACGAGGCACAUCACGUGAAAGUGGAGAUUGAUGAUGCAAAUGGCAGAUUGAAAGAAGUAGAAAAGAUCUAUAUACACCCCAAUUACAACGUCAAUGCUAAGAAGAAUGAAGGUGUGAAAGAGUUCUACGACUAUGACGUGGCUCUAAUUCAGCUGAAGGAAGGUAUUAUAGACCCCAGGUAUUCAAGACCUAUUUGCAUACCCUGCACGAAGAACGCUAAUGAUGCUCUUCAACUGGUGGAGGGAGCCACCUGCAAACAACACGAGGAGCUGCUGAUGAAUAAUCAACUGGAAAGACUGAGUUUCCUGACCCAUUCUGUUGAGGGUCUUGAGGUUAAAUCUGUCACUGCUAAGCUUGGUGAUAAGAGAGAUAAAUGUAUAAGACACGCCUUGGACGCAGAAGGAAUUUCACCUGAGCUGGUGAAAGAUCCAAAAAUCCCAGUGACCGACAACUUCCUGUGCACCGGUGGUCUUGAUCCCUACAGAGAUCAUAUAGCAUGUACAGGUGACUCUGGUGGUGCUGUGUUCAAGGACUAUAAAGAACGCACAAUACAGGUUGCUCUGGUCAGCUGGGGAUCCAAGUCUAUGUGCCAGAAAGGUGGCAAGGUUGAGUCAGAUAGCGAGUCAAGAGAUUUUCACAUCAAUCUUUUCAAGGUUCUCCCGUUCCUCAAGUCUGUCCUCGCAAAAGACACGGACGACUACGUACCACUUGAGUUUAUCAAGGGCAGUUAGUUUUGCAGCUGUAAUUGGUUUUCUUUUCAUAGAUCUAAAGCAAAAAAAAAAAAAACAACAUUUGUGGUUGAAUUACGUCAAACACUGAGUUUAACAACGACAAGAAAUUAAAUUAAAAAAAGACAAAUUCAACAAAAACUCUGAAAUGUGAGCCCGUAUCACAACCUACGCUCUGUCCUAAAAAGCUUUGAUGGAUUUUAUUUCUGCACAAGCCAUAAGUAAUGCUUUGCAAAUACAUUUAUUCAGCCAUGUGUAAACAGGCUAAUAAAUCAGCUUUGACCUGAGGACUGGCUUUUAUUUCUUCUUGGACGCUGACUCAGUUAAAAAAAAAAGAUCUAUACAUUAAUAUGAAUAGAAUGAAACACUGGCCAUAGGAGCACUAAUGCAAUUAUUGUGCAAUUU